Xiphophorus hellerii (green swordtail) is the source of this 1164-nucleotide messenger RNA. RefSeq names its product mucin-5AC-like. The annotation marks the transcript as partial. The transcript has 2 exons. Lineage: Eukaryota; Metazoa; Chordata; Actinopteri; Cyprinodontiformes; Poeciliidae. The record is from RefSeq and is a predicted model, not a curated record.
ACAGCUGUGCCAACCACAACCACAGCAUCUCCAACCACAACCACAACAGCUCCAACCACAACCACAGCUGCUCCAACCACAACUACAGCUGCUCCAACUACAACCACAAAGGCUCCAACCACAACCACAGCUGCUCCAACCACAAUUACAGCUGUGCCAACCACAACCACAGCAUCUCCAACCACAACCACAACAGCUCCAACCACAACCACAGCUGCUCCAACUACAACAACGGCUGCUCCAACUACAACAACAGAGACUCCAACUACAACCACAGCGGCUCCAACCACAACCACAACUGCACCACCUACAACCACAGUUUCUCCAACUACAACCACAGCGGCUCCAACAACAGCUGCUCCAACCACAACCACAGCUACUCCAACCACAACCACAGUGGCUCCAACCACAACCACAGCUGCUCCAACCACGACUACAGCUGCUCCAACCACGACAACAGCUGCUCCAACCACAAUCACAGUUUCUCCAACCACAACAGCAGCUAAAACCACAACAACAGCGGCUACAACCACAACCACAACAGCUCCAACCACAAAAACAGCUGCUCCAACCACAACAACAGCUGCUCCAACCACAGCCACAACGGCUCCAACCACAACUACAGCUGUGCCAACCACAACCACAGCUGCUCCACCGACAACAUCAGCGACAGCGGCUCCAACCACAACCACAGCUGCUCCAACCACAACUACAGAAGCACCAACCACAACCACAGCUUCUCCAACCACGACCACAGCUGCUCCAACCACAACCACAAUGGCUCCAACCACAACCACAGCUGUGCCAACCAAAACCACAGCUGCUCCCACCACGACAACAGCUGCUCCAACCACAAUCACAGUUGCUCCAACCACAACAGCAGCUAAAACCACAACAACAGCGGCUACAACCACAACCACAACAGCUCCAACCACAAAAACAGCUGCUCCAACCACAACAACAGCUGCUCCAACCACAGCCACAACGGCUCCAACCACAACUACAGCUGUGCCAACCACAACCACAGCUGCUCCACCGACAACAUCAGCGGCUCAAACCACAACCACAACAGCUCCAACCACAACCACAGUUAGUCCAUCUACAACCACAGCGGCUCCAACAACAACCACAACAGCUCCAACCACAACCACAGCUGCUCCAACC